Messenger RNA from Cryptomeria japonica (Japanese cedar), 893 nucleotides. Its product is annotated as UNC93-like protein 3. The record is from RefSeq and is a predicted model, not a curated record. The coding region runs from base 243 to 740 and encodes 165 amino acids. NCBI's taxonomy places the organism in Eukaryota, Viridiplantae, Streptophyta, Pinopsida, Cupressales, Cupressaceae. The transcript is spliced from 2 exons.
GUUAUUGGUAACCUGCUUUCACUUCUUCUGCUCAAGACUGGACCAAUGAGUGCUCUUAUCUCAAAUCUAUUGUUGAUUGUGUUAUUGAUUUUUAAUAAGUUGGUCCAUGGGUACUUAUCUUGCUCUUGUUUGUUCAAAUACACACAUAUCAGUCAUUUUGAAACCCUAUGUUAUACUUAUCAUUGUAGGAAGGCACAAGUAACUCAGGCACUACAUUGUUGUUUGCAAUAUUUCUUGGAAGCAUGAUAUUGGGAACCAUUUUAGCAUUCUUUUUAAGUAAUCAAAGCAGGUCAAAAGCAGGGCUUGGCAUACACCAUGAAAAUUCUUCACAAUUUUUACUAAAGAUGACCUUUGUUCUUCUACUUGACAAAAGGAUGCUAUUAUUAAUCCCUCUGCUUGCAUACUCAGGCCUUGAACAAGCAUUUGUAUGGGCCAAGUUUACAAAAUUUGUAGUCAAACCUGCAAUUGGCGUAGCAGGAGUUGGAGGUGCUAUGGCCAUUUUUGGAGCAGCUGAUGCUAUUGUAAGUGGGCCACGUUUACCCCACAAAAAACAUGGUGUGAAAAUAUGUUGUGGUACUUCUUUCAAUAUUCAAAACCAGCCAAACACAAAGUUUGGUGGGUUUUUUAGAUCUAGAAAAUUUGGCAAUGACAUUGAUAUCUUGUUGUAUGUGUGGUCUUCUAAUUUUCUCUCAAAAAUUGAUAAUAUGACUGUCCAUUCAGUAGAUGGACUGGUUCCUUAAUUUAAAUCAUUAGAUUAGAAAAUCAAGAAACUUUGGAAAGAGCACAUUAGCCAAUAUUAUUUGUGCUUGUAGUUUUAACCAUAGACAAGGCACCUGAACUCUUCGAUAGAGCCAACAAACAGUAAUGGAGUUACAUUAUCAAAUGAUCAAUCA